Messenger RNA from Paramecium tetraurelia, 1311 nucleotides. RefSeq lists its product as uncharacterized. The transcript is spliced from 4 exons. Lineage: Eukaryota; Ciliophora; Oligohymenophorea; Peniculida; Parameciidae. The record is from RefSeq and is a predicted model, not a curated record. Gene Ontology annotation, molecular function: metal ion binding.
AUGAAUGAAACACAAGACAGCGACACGAACUUCGAAGUGGCCUGCUCUUAAUGUCAAACAACUCCUGACAAUUAUGUCAAAUUGGAUUGUGAUCACAAGUUCUGUCUCGUUUGUUUGGCCUACAAUUAUUUGCAAUCUCAACAGCAGAACCCAGAGUCUCAAGACAUUGUGAAAGUGGCCAUCUGUUCCAAAUGUCAAUAUGAAACCCACCUUGAUCCAGACACAAUCGAGGCCAUUCAAUAUGUGAUCAAGGAGAUCAUCAUUCCACUCAUCGAAUAGAAUUAGGAUGAGCACAAUUUGGAGAACGAUUUUGAUCUAAAAUAAUCUGAAACUAUUCGGGAAUCUAAAGCCAACUUUGUUGCUGAUAUUGCUAAUGAUUCUUAGAUCUAAAAAUUUGAAUCCAAAGAUAAAUUUGCAAACAACUUAUAAUUUCAAAAAGUCGACCAACCCAAGGAAGUCCCUGAAGUCAAGGAUAUCAAGAAAAUCAAAGAAUCAAUGGCGAAUAAAAAUGAAAUGACUCCUGCCUUGAAUGAAAGAGUACAAUUAUAUUUGGAGAGAUUGGACAAAAGUUUUAAGAACAAAUUCGAAUCCAUCAGAGACAUUCAAGAUCAGAAAUUCCAAUUCCAAUAGAAAUGUUAAUCCACAAGGGAUGAGAUCAGCCAAGAAUUUCAAAAAUAAAUACUCGCUUUGGAAUAAAAAAAGAAUAGUCUCAUUAAUGAAGUCAAUGCCCUGGAAACUUAACAAUUGUUGGAGAUACAAAAGCAAGAGAAUGAAUAUGUAAUCGAAACUUAAAUUUAAUUGAUGGCUAAGUAUUAGGAGGAACUAAAGAACUUAAAGGGCUUUCCUGAAGAUUUGAGCAAAUUCUUAAUUGAAAUUGAAAAAAUUAUGACUGCCCCAUCUCAAUCUCUGUAAAUAAAAUCCUUACUAUUGUCAUCCCAAAGAUAGCUAAUUCGAAUCUAAUCUCUAUCCUAAUAGACAGAAGAGAGAUUAACUUCAGAUUCCAAAAUGAUGACAUUCUAACAGAAGUUCAGUCCUGUUAAGAAUGAUAGAACCAAUGAAAUUUGGAAUAAGUUGAACGAAAGUGAUAAAAAGAGUAGACUUAAAGAAAGCUCAAUCUCGCAAUAAAGAUCAAAUCAAAAGAGCAGAUGGAAAGAAACCAUCCUAGAAAUCUUUGAUAAGAAAGACUAAAGUUUUGAAAGAUAUUCUAAUAAUAAAUACAACCCAUUGAAUAGAACCUACAAUAUACAUUAAGUGUUGAAUAUGCAACAACAGAGCUUUUAAAUUUAAAAAGAAAAUUUAUUAAAAAGAUGA